AUGCCUCAGUAGCGUUAUUUACGUCGCACAGGUGCCUUCAAUUAUCGUGCGUAAGAAUUUUGUUAAAGUUUAUUGUGUCUAAUAGAAAAAUUAACGAUUUAAAAAGAAUAUAGUGUGUACGUGUAGUAGUGUUCAUAUUUAAAAAUUAUUAUUUUUAGAAAAUCAUGUUGCAAGCUGCCUUAAAAAAUAAGAAAGAUGUACUGAUGAAUUUUUGUGCACCUUGUUUACAACCGACUGUUACAUGUGAUACUAUUAGUACAGAAGGAUAUGAUGUGACUAAUCUUAUACAAGAUCCUUGUAAUGGCUUCUUAGCUUAUUCUUGUAUAAAACCACCAGUACAAAUUGACUUUACAUUCCUUUGCAAUAUACAAAUUCAUCACAUAUGUAUUUGGCCAUCCGUCGGUUCACAGAAAUCAUCUGGUUUUCAAAUAUAUGCGAAGACAGUUAAUAACAAUACCAUGUCAUAUACUUUAUUAUCGAGUGGUUGUUUAAGUGCGAAUAAUACUGGAGUAUUAUUUUAUGCGGCGAAUGUAAAUCCUGCUAAUAUUUCAAUAGCGCCGAACUUUUUGCAACGUUAUAUCAAAGGAUCAACUCGAAAUAUUGUAUCUCAGACUAAAAGUUUACGAAUAUGUAUAUUUAAGACACAAAAUUCAGUACCAGCGCUAGGUAAAAUUGAAGUAUGGGGAUCAGUGUCACCAAAAUCUAGUAAAGAUAUUAUAGCAAGUAUAGACGCUUUAUGGUCAGCUUCUCAAACAUCUGUUUGCCUACCAACGAUAAAACAUCGAUCUAAUAUUUCUACUGUUAACAUCAAGGACACUGAUGUACAGAACAAAAACAAAGCAAAAACUUCAUUGGAAAUACCAGAUAGUUUUUUAGAUGCAAUUACAUGUGAAAUCAUGACUCAACCUAUUCUGUUGCCCAGUGGUAAAACUAUCGAUCAAACGACAUUACAGAAACAUGGAGAAAGUGAAGCUUUAUGGGGUAGGUCUAUAUCGGAUCCUUUUACUGGACUUCCGUUUAAUGAAAAUCGUAAACCUAUAAUGGCAACUACAUUAAAAAUAAGAAUAGAUAAAUUCUUACUUGAAAACGCGACCAUAGAUGAAAUUAAAAGUUUACCGAGAGUGCUAGGUAAUAAAUCGAUAAAUCAUAAUACCUCGUAUCAAUAUCUCAUAGCAUGUCAAAAUAAUAGAAAUUCAAAAGAAUCCACUUCAUUGAUGAAUGAUUCAACCAAAAUAAAUAUUAAUGAUUUACAAGUAACAAUUCCCUUGGAAUUAAAUAAUAGAGUUCAAAGAAAAAGUCAACGUCAUAAAUUACCUAUUCAUUCUCCAAUUCAUUCAAAGACUGCUCCUUAUCCUAAAAAAUUGAAGACAUCCAAUUUGGAUGCUUCCAUAAACUGUGAUAAUGAUAUAGAAAAGAAUAGUGAUAAACAAAUUCAUCAACAUAACAUAGAUAGCGAUAUCGAUGCUGAUAUUCAAGUUGCAUUGUCAUGCCUUAAACGUUUUAGUACACCGAAAAGUCUUCAACUUUACGCUUCAACUGUAAAUAACUGUGAUUGUUGUACAAAUAGUAUAUUUUAUAAACUACCAUGCAAUCAUGUAGUAUGCAGAAGAAUAUUAACAACAGCUGAAAAGAAUCAGUGUCAAUUAUGUGGUUUAAUUUAUGAAAGGAAUGAUGUAGAACGCAUACAUGAUUAGGUAAAAGUAAGGCAUAGUAAAAUUAAAGCAGUUUAUAUAAUUCAUUAUUUUGUUUUAAAAGAAACUAAUGAAGUUUCUGAAGUUCCUUAAUUAAAUAAACAAAUAAAUACAAUUUAACAAUUCAUAUAAGUAUUAAUUAUUAAAAAUAUUAAAAAAUAUUAUAUGAUCCUUAUAAUCAUUAAAACUUACUAGUAAAUCUAUUUAAUGAAUUUUUAUUAAUUUUGGAAUUAAACCUAAUCACUGUACAUUUUAUAAAAUAUACAAAAUGUAUAAUAAAUAUUUUAAUAAAUUAUGUGAUAUAAUA
Molecule: messenger RNA, 1998 nt
Organism: Vespula pensylvanica (western yellowjacket)
Lineage: Eukaryota; Metazoa; Arthropoda; Insecta; Hymenoptera; Vespidae
Product: RING finger protein 37
Exons: 2
Coding region: 165-1694 (509 amino acids)
Biological process (GO): protein polyubiquitination
Cellular component (GO): nucleus
Molecular function (GO): ubiquitin-ubiquitin ligase activity; ubiquitin protein ligase binding
Source: RefSeq, a predicted model, not a curated record